GUCGACCAGUUCAAAGAACUGUCAUGAUAAACCAAUAAAAUAUGUGUGAAUUUUGUUGACUAUCUAUACAUCACGUACUUCUUUCCUUUUGACAAAACAAGUAUGGUUGAAUUUAGAUUUGUCGGAUUGUCGGGUUAACCUAAAAAUGGAACUUUUUUCAACUGGAACCGAGUACUGUUCGAAUAACGCGAUGAUAGUGAAGUGAAGUGAAAACUAUUACCCAAUCUGUGAGUGCAUCUGAAAACCUUUAGUGAUAUAAAUUAAAUUUUUCCUGUGAAAAUCAACAUAUUAACCAUCUUUGUUGUAUACUAUUCAUACAAUCGAUAGCUGGUGGGGGUAGUAGGUACCUACAUGUAGUUAAAAUGGGUUUACUUUUGCGAGUUCUCGAAAUAAAAAAAUAGUUUGAAGUAAUCAAAAAUAGAGGUAAAUUAGUUUUCCUUCCAUCGCUAAGCAGAAAUUAAUACAAAGUGAUUUGAUUUCAAGUGUAGUUUGAUCCUCAUUUUAUUCCAAAUACACGGAAUUAUCAGGUAAUAAAACAUCAUUCUCGAAAGUAACUUUUACGAUAUCUGUGACUUACCCAUUUUGUCAGCUAUAAUUUAUAUUAAAAUGUGUACUUGCUAAAACUUUGGAUGGAAACUUGGUCGAAUAUUGUAUAGAAAUUCCAGAUGUUAUGAUGUAAAUUUGUCAAAAUGACUACUAAAGUUGAGAAACAAUUAAAUGGAAACAAUGGUAUAAAAAGCCACCCAGGAAGUUCAAAAAGUUCUCCAGUUAAAUCAAAUGAUCACUACUCCCAGUACAAGACACUUUCCACAAGACCAGUAGAAGACACUUUUCAAUUUGAUGUUCCUCAAGAAGCCCCAGUAUUUUAUCCCACAGAAGAAGAAUUUCAAGACCCAUUAGCAUACAUUGCAAAAAUACGACCAAUCGCAGAAAAUACGGGAAUAUGUAAAAUAAAACCACCAUCACACUGGCAACCACCGUUCGCAGUAGAUGUAGACAAAUUGAGGUUUACUCCUAGAAUUCAGCGACUUAAUGAAUUAGAAGCGAAAACACGCGUAAAACUUAAUUUCCUAGAUCAAAUAGCUAAAUUUUGGGAACUGCAAGGUUCAUCGCUUAAGAUACCGAUGGUAGAACGAAGAGCCCUAGACUUAUACACGCUACAUAGAGUUGUACAGAUCGAAGGCGGAUUCGAAAACGUUACUAAAGAGCGAAAAUGGUCGAAGAUAUCACAAAGAAUGGGUUACCAAGUCGGCAAAAGUAUUGGAACAAUACUCAAAACGCACUACGAAAGGCUUCUUUUCCCAUUCGAUGUUUUCAAGGCUGGAAAAACCGUUGACGUGAAAUUGGAGGAACAUUCUGACGACAUCGAAAAGGCAGACAAAGAUUACAAGCCUCAUGGAAUUGUGAGUCGCAUGCAGAUUAAACCACCACCCGAGAAAAACGCGAGGAGAUCCAAAAGAUUUGAUAACAAUGAUGACAGUAAGACUGAAAAUUUAGCACUUAAGAUUAAAGAGGAGAAAUCGGAAGACGAAGAGGGCGGUAAUAAAGAAUUGAGACGCCUUCAAUUUUACGGAGCCGGUCCCAAAAUGGCUGGAUACGACGAAAAGAAAGAGCCCAAGCCCCGAAAUAAAGCAGUGAAAUACGAUUUUGAUCCGGUAUGUUCAAAUUAUACCGCAUUGAACGUUGUAGAGCUAGCGAAGUACGUUUGCCACAAUUGCAACCGCGGCGACGCAGAGGAAUACAUGCUGCUUUGCGACGGUUGCGACGACAGUUACCACACGUUCUGCCUGAUGCCGCCCCUGUCCGAGAUACCCAAAGGCGACUGGAGGUGUCCGAAAUGCGUGGCCGAAGAGGUUUCCAAGCCGAUGGAGGCUUUCGGAUUCGAGCAAGCCCAAAGGGAGUACACGCUUCAGCAGUUCGGCGAGAUGGCAGAUCAGUUCAAAUCCGAGUACUUCAACAUGCCGGUUCAUAUGGUGCCUACUAGUACAGUGGAACGGGAGUUUUGGAGAAUCGUGUCUUCGAUCGAUGAAGACGUUACUGUUGAAUACGGAGCGGAUUUGCAUACGAUGGAUCAUGGUUCCGGUUUUCCUACGAAAUCUUCAAGUAACCUUUUCCCGGGCGAUAAGGAGUACGCGGAAUCGAGUUGGAAUUUAAAUAACUUGCCCGUGCUGGAGGGUUCUGUAUUGGGCUAUAUUAACGCCGACAUAUCAGGAAUGAAGGUACCUUGGAUGUAUGUCGGUAUGUGUUUCGCAACUUUCUGUUGGCACAAUGAGGAUCACUGGAGUUACUCUAUCAAUUAUUUGCAUUGGGGAGAAGCUAAAACUUGGUACGGGGUACCGGGUAGCAAAGCUGAAUCCUUUGAAGCGACCAUGAAAUCAGCCGCUCCGGAAUUGUUCCAUUCCCAACCGGACCUUUUGCAUCAGUUAGUCACAAUUAUGAAUCCGAACAUUCUGAUGAAUGCCGGGGUUCCUGUGUAUAGAACAGAUCAACAUGCUGGUGAAUUUGUUAUUACCUUUCCUCGGGCUUAUCAUGCUGGAUUCAACCAAGGUUAUAAUUUUGCUGAAGCUGUGAAUUUUGCUCCGGCGGAUUGGUUAAGAAUGGGCCGUGAAUGCGUAUUGCAUUACUCGCAUUUGAGACGUUUCUGUGUAUUUUCACACGAUGAAUUAGUUUGCAAGAUGGCCCUGGAUCCGGAAAAGCUGGAUCUUACAAUAGCUGCAGCUACUUAUCAAGAUAUGUUAGUUAUGGUAGACACCGAAAAGCGGCUAAGGAAAACCUUAUUAGAUUGGGGUGUUACUAACGCAGAAAGGGAAGCCUUCGAAUUGCUCCCGGAUGAUGAAAGGCAGUGUGAAGUAUGCAAAACCACAUGUUUCCUAUCAGCCAUGACUUGCAAAUGCACUACCGACAUUUUAGUUUGCUUACGACAUUAUAAAAAUCUAUGUGAAUGUCCUCCACAAAAUCGAACUUUGAGAUACAGGUACACGUUAGACGAACUCCCUGUAAUGCUGAAAGCUUUGAAGCUCAAAGCCGAAUCCUUCGAUCAUUGGGUUGCCAGGGUUAAAGACGCUUUGGAUCCAAAGACGCCGAAAAACUUGAACUUAUCAGAUUUAAAGGCGCUGUUAAGUGAAGCUGAUGGUAAGAAAUUUCCAAAGUGUGAUUUAUUACAAACACUAACAAGCGCUGUGGAAGACGCUGAGAAAUGUGCAAGCGUCAUACAUCAGCUAGACCUGAACAAAAUGCGUACGAGAACAAGAAAUUCAAAUGAUACCAAAUAUAAACUCACAGUGGAAGAACUAACACUAUUCUGUGAAGAAAUCGACAGUUUAGCUUGCAUUUUAGAAGAGGCGAAAAGUAUUAGAGAGCUAUUGCAGCAAACUAGAAAAUUUGAAGAAAAAAGCGCCGAACUGUUGGCUUCCAACCUGGUAGGUUGUUCAAUUGCUGAUUUAGAAUCCUGCAAUUCCCACGGAAGUGGACUGUGCAUAGAGCUCCCUAAUUUGAAGCUGAUAGGAACCAGAUUAAAGCAACGUCAAUGGCUUCAAAGUGUAGAAAAUUACAGAAAUAAAACCGACGUAAUGGGCUUAGACGAAAUCAGAAGCCUCAUUCAAGAGGGCAUACUUUUACCACCGCAUCCCGAAUUAGAAGAAGAAUUGUCCAAGUUGCAAGGGAUUUUGCAAACCAGCGAGGAAUGGGAGGAACAAGCAGCAGAAAUUUUGAAAUCUGAAGACAACAAUGUGUUAAUUCAAGUCGACAAGCUACUUAAGGAGGCAUCGAAAAUUUCUUGUUUUCUUCCUACUGAAGGACAUUUGUUUGAUUCGAUGAAGAAAGCCAGAGACUGGUUGAGAUUGCUGGAAGAUAUGAAUUCAGCCGAAUAUUAUCCUUACUUCAGCGCAAUGGAGGAGUUAAUAAAAAAGGGACGAUCGCUGGCUCUGCACUUGGUCGAAGUAGAUAGAAUGAACGAUUAUUUAGUCUUAGCUACAGGAUGGAAGGAAAGAACCUCCAAAGCUUUCCUAAGAAAGAAUUUCACUUGUGCAUUGAUGGAUGCUCUAUCGCCUCGAACAUCAAUGCCGAACAGUUCGAAAACUCCAAAGAAAGGAAAAAAUAGCGAAGAAGAUCACAACGGUAUAUCAUUAACCAAUGCUAUGGAUCCUGCAGCGGUAGUAGCCGUUUUCAAAGACGCCGAAGACAUGGAAAUGGCGAUGAUAAAAAAACUGAGAAUAACAAACAUGUCCAAAAGUCUAGAUCCGAACGAUAACUUCACAUUCUGCGUCUGUGGAAAGGGAGUGCACGGCGUUAUGAUGCAAUGCGAAUUAUGUAAAGACUGGUUUCACUCUGUAUGCACGCAGCUUCCGAAAAUAGCAAGCACCAAGUUCAAAGGGAACUUCGGCUCCGUAGCGUUGCACAUGGGCUUCAAAGACUGCAAAUUUCUCUGUCCCAAUUGCCAGCGUACAAAACGUCCCAGAUUGGACGUAAUUUUGGGCCUUCUCAUGUCUUUACAAAAGCUAUACGUCAGAGUACCUGAAGGAGAAGCAUUGCAAUGUCUCACGGAACGCGCUAUGAACUGGCAAGACAGGGCUCGCCAGCUGUUGCAGCAUCCCGAGCUCGAAAUCGCCAAAAACAAACUGACGAUGUUCAGUCAAAAGUAUAACGAAGCCGCUGCGAGGCAAAGGACCGAGAAAAUAAUAUCGACGGAACUGAAGCGCGCUUCUAAAAACCCAGAGCUACACCAAAGAGUGCAAGAAAUCACUCCCUACAGCGGCGUCGCCGACGAAGGCGUCACGUGCGACAGCGGCAUCACCGAUUCGGACGACGCUUCGAGGGAUUCUCGGGAAUCCGACGAUCGAAUGGGAGAGCACGCGUAUUCCCUUCACCUGCCCAAAGUCGGCGACAGCGAAGAAUACACGCUGCAUUUGAACACCGACAUCAAACUGCAAUUGGAGGAACUCCUUACAGAAGGCGACCUACUGGAGGUCUCGUUGGAUGAAACGUUCGCCCUGUGGAAGCUUCUGCAAGCGUCCCGUGACACUGAAAAAGAGCCGAUACUUAUCGAUUUUGAUGCUCACAUGAAAAGCGCUCCGAAAAAGCGAGGUCGAAAGCGGCUCUCGGAGGAGACGGAUUCCAGCAAGACCAAAAUAAAAGCCGUGAAAGUCGAGGGCGAAAAGAAGAUCCGCGGUAGAAAGGUGAAGAACAACAAGGAAGCGGGAAAGAAGAGGACUUACAAGAAGCGAGUCGAACGGGCCCAAUCAACCGCUUCGGAUAGCGAUGAUGAAGAGGACGAAGAGAACUGUGCUGCGAACGGAUGCCAAAAACCGACCGGACAGAACGUUGACUGGGUGCAGUGCGAUGGCGGUUGCGAGCAAUGGUUUCACAUGGCUUGUGUGGGUCUCUCGGCCGAGGAUAUCAAUGAAGAUGAAGAUUAUAUCUGCAUUACGUGUUCAAAGAGUGCAACUUACGAAAAUUUAGAUAGCAGAUCUAGCAGUCCCAGAUCGCCUGAUUCAACACAGCCUUCCACGUCUAGAGAUGUUUCUUAGUACCCGCCCUCUAGUACCCAUUAAUUUGUUUAAUAUAAUAUAUAUAUUAUAUAUAUGUCCGAAAGAAGGAGAGUAUUUUAGUAGAUACACAGUUCAGUUGUGAUAAUUUAAUGAUAAGGAUUGUAAAAUAAUUUUAUUGUAUCACCCACCCUAUGUAUAUUCUUUGUUCAGCCGUUUUUUAUUCUCAUUUAGUUCGUUUUCAUUGUAUAUAAAAAAUCAUGGUAAAACAGCCUUAAAAUUUGUUCCAGUGAUGUUCCAUAUGACGAAACAACUGGCAACAUUACUCUACAUUUUUGUGUGCAGUUUUAUCAGCAGUUGCAAAACAUGAAAUUUAUAUCAAUCAAUAAUUAUGAUACAUUAUUUAUUAAACUACUCGAAAUUACUGUGUAACUUGCAAUUUUAAUUUUAAAAUUUUAUCUGUGAGUUGAGUCAAUAUUUAGUUAAAAUAACACUUAAUUUAUAGUUAGGCUGUGGGAGUAAACUUAAUUAUGUUUCCAUAUAUAAGUUUAUAUAUAGAUUCAGAUAAUUAAAAAUUGUAAAUUAGCGAUUAUGUUUUUAAGUUGCAUUAUUUAUUUUUUAGCUUCAUAUUAGGGUUUAGUUUUUUUUUAUUUUUUUAAGAUAAUUCAUGCUGAUAAAACUGCAUCAACAAAGAAGUAUAAAGAAAUUUGGCAUUGCACUUGAUUAUGGUGUAUAUUUUUAUCAUGCAAAAAUUUGUCGAUUUAGUGUCAGAUAUCAGUCCAGAUAUAUUCCAAGCGAAAAAAGCACGUUUGCCAUAUUGUAAUAAAUUAUUUUAAGUAAAAAUGUCGACUCUAAUAAAUUUGUAAUUAGCCUUAUGCAUUCUACUGUAAUUACAAUGAAAUCAAUCUGAAUUUGUAAAAAACGUUUUAACGAUUUCUUCUAAAAUCACUGAACUCUGAUGAAUUCGAUACAUUUCUCUAUCUGACUGUUAAAUCAAGUAAUGUCAAUUCGUGCGCAAGUCCAUUUUAAAAUUAUGUGUUAGUUGUUUCUGUUUCUGCCUUUGUACAAUUUCUAAAAAACGCUAAAUCAAUUAUUUCAGUUGAUUGAAUCAAACCCUAACUAGCCAUUUUGCAAAGAUGAAAAAGGUGUUAUGACUUCGGCAAAUAUUUUAUGCCAGUAACCAAUGAAUCCAAUUCUGGAAUAUUUUUUAAACUUUAACUUGUUAAGUCAGGUAUUUGGCAUGACAGUUUUUCUUUGUUCUAUUACGCAUAAACCAUUUGCCGAUGAUUGGAGAUUACUUGUAAAAAGCAUAAAGUAUUGUUGCUAUAUUCAACUGAGCAUUGAUGAUUAUUUUGAAAGUAAUGUAGGAUAUUUAUCCAUAUUUUCUGUAAAUUUUGGCCAAAACAAUUAGCUGUGUUCCAAAAUUGCGGGUCUGCAUUAUAAUAAUAUGUCAAAAUUUAUAUUUUCUAUAAUAAAUUUAAUAGGUAGAUUAAAAAAAACAAUAAAAAAAUAUUGAAAUUUUAUUUUAUUUUUUUGUAUUGUUGAAAUAUCUUUUUUUAUAUCAUAAGUGGGUAAAUACUCCUAUGAAACCGAUUUUAAUAACUAUCUACUUAAAAUAUCCCUUGGCUUACCUACCCUGCUACAAUUGUUUUUCAUUACUACUAUACUUUUGAGCUUUUUAAAAAUUAUUUCUCUGUCUUAUCAUAAAUAUAAUCUUAUGAAUCAAUUUAAACAUUUUUUUGUAUUUUCAUUUUUACUUAUAAAUUAAUAUUCUUAGUCUAGUUUCUAAAUUUUUAUGUUGUGUAUUUUUUGUAUUUUAAGGUCAGUAUCUUAUAAAUCGGUUUUCAUUAUAAUUCGAAUUCUUCGUGUUUUUUGUGCAAACAAUGUCUAAAAAAUCAAUUUUAAUAUAAGAUUUAGAGUUACAACUCUCCGAAAAGUAUUAACUAGAUGAUGGAUUUAUCUUUGAAGAAUAAUUUUUCAUAUUUAUAAAAAAUAUAGUAAAUUAUCAAAUAUCGAUAAGAUAGCACUAAGAUUAAACAAUAUUUACUUCAAAUAUAAAUCCAUAAAAAAGAUACAUGCAUCAGCCUGUACAUAAGAUUUUUUUUUUACUUAGUAUGUGGUUAGUCGACUUAUUCGCAUUAUGAUUUAUCCUAUAGGACUGGUAGAUCAGUUAGACUCUCUAUUAAAACAAUUUUCUUUCUGAAAAUACUAGUACUUAAUGGAACUUCAAGUAUUUUCAAUAUUUAGAAUCUCUGUGGAUUUAAUUAGGAACAACUGGGUUACGGAGUACUUAUUGUGUUCCUUCACCUCUUUUCUGCGAAUAAAUAAAUUCGUUGGAGUAAAAAUUUCUUAUUUCAGGCUAAUUGAUAUCCCAGUCCACAUUGAAACUAGACGUUAGGAGUACAUUUUAUUUUUGUAUAUUUUCAUUACCUAUGUGUUGAAGUAAUAUAUUUCAUUGUAAGACUUAAAUUCAUUUUGUUUGAAUUUUGUCAAUAAAAAAAUUGUAAUAAAACGAGGUUUGAUUAAAAAGAGUUCUGAAAACUAAGGGGAAAAAAUAAUCUUUGCAAUGCACUGAAAGAUUGUAGCAUCUCUUGGGAUCUUCCACGUGACAAAUACCUACCCAUUUCAGGUUGCCAAAUAAACUGAACUCUUAUAAGACAUUUAGUUAUAUUUAGUUUUUUAAGAAUAUCUUCUUGAUUCAUCUUUAGUUAAUUAUAACGUAACGCCGGUAUUUUAAAUGCUGGCGUGGGCUAAAAUAUUUUUAAUGAUGAACCACGCCGUGGGAAUAAAUAUAGUUUUUAAAAAUGCAUUUUCAAAAACAAAUCGACCUAUAACGAUGGUCAAUCGAUUACUUUUGUUGGCAUGUGGUGAAAGUAGCGCUUAUGGCACGUUAUGCGAUUUUUAUUGUUAUGCAAAUAUUUGUGGAUGUCCAUGAGAUAAUUUCCAAAACCGAAUGUAGUUUACCAAAUAAAGCCUGCAAAAAUUUGCAAUAUGAAUACUUAAUGAAAUCAUUUCGGAUUGCUGAUGUGCGGCAAUUCGUAUUUGUUGACCUUUAAACAAGUAACUUUGCAGAAUGCCACAUAUGGAGCUACAAUGACAUUGGAUUUACAAAUGGAAAUAAA
This is a messenger RNA of Phyllotreta striolata, 8605 nucleotides long. The record is from the annotation of a GenBank genome assembly. Lineage: Eukaryota; Metazoa; Arthropoda; Insecta; Coleoptera; Chrysomelidae.